AUGACGUACCCAGCUCAGUGCAGCGCCACAACGGCUUCGAGCGACCCGGCCGGUAUUUUUCUCUGCACGGGCGAUGGUGGCGUCGAGGAAGAACACACCAGCACCACUGUCACCACUCUGACGCUCGUGACUAUCGCACUUCACGUACUGAACUCGAUGAUCCUCGUGACGGCUUGGAGAUCCUGCGAGACCAUUGACCCUGCUGAGUCAGUAGAAGACUCUCUGCCCAAUGGCUGGUGUGGCGUGAGACUCACUGGUCCGCGAUGGGAGAAAACUCGGUACUGCGCACUGUGCCGGAAGCCAGUGCCUGGACUCGACCACCAUUGCACAUGGCUACAGACGUGCAUCGGCAAGAACAACUACGCCCAGUUCUUCACAGUAGCCUGUACAGGCACAAUGCAAUUCGUACUGCAGGUGGCGUAUGCAGUGUUAGGUCUGAUGUGGCUGCUCUACCACCCGCUAGAUGACGCAGGAGGGUUUGGCUAUGUGGUGGAAGGCUCCUUGAUCGUGUGCUUGGUGAUCUCCGUGCCGUGCAUGUUCAUGUACUUCGUACUCGUUGGUUUCCACGUCUGGCUCAUGAUACUGGGUUACGGCACGUACGAGUGGAUGCUACGUCGUCGCAAAGAUCAACGAGCCAAGUUGGAGGCCAAGAAAAAGAAGAAAAGUGGCGACAAUGACGAGACGAGCUCCACAAGCACAGGAGAUUCCGUGUCCUUAGAAAGCAGCCACACAGUCGUCAAGGUGGGCGAUGUCAAUCUCGAAGAACGGGACCGAGAGCUCACCGUGCUGUAA
This is a messenger RNA of Phytophthora infestans T30-4, 792 nucleotides long. RefSeq lists its product as uncharacterized. The record is from RefSeq and is a predicted model, not a curated record. The transcript is spliced from 3 exons. Gene Ontology annotation, molecular function: protein-cysteine S-palmitoyltransferase activity. Bases 1 to 792 code for a protein of 263 amino acids. NCBI's taxonomy places the organism in Eukaryota, Oomycota, Peronosporomycetes, Peronosporales, Peronosporaceae. Gene Ontology annotation, biological process: peptidyl-L-cysteine S-palmitoylation; protein targeting to membrane. Gene Ontology annotation, cellular component: endoplasmic reticulum; Golgi apparatus.